GACACAUGGAAAAGAACUGCGGACAACUUUUGGGCGAAAUGGAAUUUUCCAAACUGCAUUGGCGUAUUAGAUGGAAAGCAUGUAGUAAUAGAAGCGCCAGCCAAUUCCGGAUCGCAAUACUACAAUUAUAAGAAAACGUUCUCCAUCGACGUCGGGGGAUACGGAAAGAGCAGCGCUGGGGGAAUUUUCGCCAAUUACGCGCUGGGCCUACGACUGGAGGCAGGCACUCUGGAUGUGCCCGAGGACAGGGAAUUGCCUGGCAGCGAACUUACCACCUCGCACGUCAUCGUUGCCGACGAGGCGUUUCCGCUAAAAACGUACCUCUUGCGCUCAUAUCCGGGUGCCGAGUUAACACACGACAAGUGGAUCUUCAACUAUCGGUUGACUCGUGCAAGGCGUACCGUGGAGAACACGUUUGGAAUUUUAGCUCAAAAAUUCCGCGUGUACCAACGGUGGUUGCGGGCAAAUCCACAAAAUGCAGACAAAAUAAUUUUAUCCCCUGCAUCUUGCACAAUUUUAUCCGCAACCUGCAGCAGGAACCGACCAACGUGGCGGCCGGAACAUUAG
Molecule: messenger RNA, 567 nt
Organism: Ceratina calcarata
Lineage: Eukaryota; Metazoa; Arthropoda; Insecta; Hymenoptera; Apidae
Exons: 2
Source: RefSeq, a predicted model, not a curated record